Trichoderma atroviride IMI 206040 is the source of this 753-nucleotide messenger RNA. RefSeq lists its product as uncharacterized. Gene Ontology annotation, biological process: chromosome segregation. The record is from RefSeq and is a predicted model, not a curated record. Lineage: Eukaryota; Fungi; Ascomycota; Sordariomycetes; Hypocreales; Hypocreaceae. Gene Ontology annotation, cellular component: Ndc80 complex.
AUGUCAAUCGGCCCUGGCCGCCAGACAAUCGCGCCCGCUGGCCCCUCCGCCGCCGACACGCUGCCCAGCAUCGACUUUGGCUUCGACGAUUUGCGCGAGCGCAUGGCGAAAUUUACGGCCAAAUUCGAUGCAUUCAUUGAACAAGGCCGCAAGCGUGUCUUGGAAGAGCGCAAUCAGUUCCGCGUCAACAUGGCCGAGCUUCAAGAGGACGAGCGAAUGAAGAGAAAGGACAUUGAAAUCGCGCAAGUCAAGAUGUCCACCUACCAACAGACAAUCGAGAAAGAAGAGGCCGAGAAGCGCGAAAUGGAAAUGGCCAUCUCAUCACUAGCAGCCCAGCGCGACAGCCACAUCGCCACCAGAGACCACCUCAAGGCCCAAAUCGCCGAGACACAAGCCGAGAUCGAAACCCGCAUCGCCGCCCAGCGCGCGUAUAACAAGCAAAAGGAGGCACAGUCGCGGUACAACGUCCCCGAGCUGGACUUUUGGAUCUCCACGCUGUGCAUGCGGAUCGAGGGCGCAGGAAAGGACGACAGGCUCAAGUUUGUGUAUACGCACAUUGACGAGAAGAAUUGGGAGCGCGAGGCGUGGUUUGAGCUGGUGACGAGCUCGAGGGACUACGACGUGAAGCACUGCCGGCCGAAGCUGGAGCGGGAGAGCGUCGAGAGGGUGCUGGACAGGGUGAAUGAGACGAGGGAGCUGGUGGUGCUGCUGAAGGGGAUGCGGGAGCUGUUUGUGGAGGCGAUCAAGUCUUGA